This is a messenger RNA of Melanotaenia boesemani (Boeseman's rainbowfish), 1500 nucleotides long. RefSeq names its product creatine kinase B-type. The record is from RefSeq and is a predicted model, not a curated record. Gene Ontology annotation, biological process: phosphocreatine biosynthetic process. The coding region runs from base 115 to 1260 and encodes 381 amino acids. Gene Ontology annotation, molecular function: creatine kinase activity. The transcript has 8 exons. Lineage: Eukaryota; Metazoa; Chordata; Actinopteri; Atheriniformes; Melanotaeniidae.
ACGCGGGGGGCGGAUAUAAAAACCGGAGCGCCGCUUUAAUCCGCAGCAGCAGCAGGAGAACCGGACCCGCUUCAGACCUCCGAACCUUAGACCGAACACAGCCCAGACGUCAUCAUGCCUUUUGGAAACACCCACAACAAGCUGAAGAUGAACUACUCUUCGGAGCAGGAAUACCCCGACCUCAGCCAGCACAACAAUCACAUGGCCAAGGUGCUCACGCCUGAAAUGUACGCCAACCUGCGCGACAAGGAGACACCCAGCGGCUUCACCCUGGACGACGUCAUCCAGACCGGAGUCGACAACCCAGGUCAUCCCUUCAUCAUGACGGUGGGCUGUGUGGCUGGAGAUGAGGAGACGUACGAGGUGUUCAAAGACCUGCUGGACCCCGUGAUCGAGGACCGCCACGGAGGAUACAAACCAACAGACAAACACAAGACGGACCUGAACGCAGACAACCUCCAGGGCGGAGAUGACUUGGACCCCAACUACGUGCUGAGCUCAAGGGUCCGGACGGGUCGGAGCAUCCGUGGGUUUUGUCUGCCGCCACACUGCAGCCGUGGAGAACGCCGGGCCAUCGAGCAGCUCUCCAUCGAAAGUCUGGAUGUUCUGAGCGGGGACCUGAAGGGGAAGUACUACGCCCUGAAGAACAUGACGGAGGAGGAGCAGCAGCAGCUGAUCGAUGACCACUUCCUGUUUGACAAGCCCGUCUCCCCGCUGCUGCUGGCGUCCGGUAUGGCCCGCGACUGGCCCGACGGCCGCGGCAUCUGGCACAACGACAACAAGACCUUUCUGGUCUGGGUGAACGAGGAGGAUCACCUGCGCGUCAUUAGCAUGCAGAAGGGCGGGAACAUGAAGGAGGUGUUCAACCGCUUCUGCACCGGACUCACCAAGAUCGAGUCCUUGUUUAAGGAGCGUGGACACGAGUUCAUGUGGAACGAACACCUGGGCUACGUCCUCACCUGUCCGUCCAACCUGGGGACCGGACUGAGAGCCGGCGUGCAUGUCAAACUGCCCAACGUCAGCAAGCACGAGAAGUUCGGAGAGAUCCUGAAGCGACUGCGGCUGCAGAAGAGAGGAACAGGUGGAGUCGACACCGCAGCGGUGGGCGGAGUCUUCGACAUCUCCAAUGCAGACCGUCUGGGCUUCUCGGAGGUGGAACUGGUCCAGAUGGUGGUGGACGGCGUUGACCUGCUGGUCAACAUGGAGAAGCGUCUGGAGGCCGGAGAGAGCAUAGACGACUUGAUGCCGGAGCAGAAGUGAACUCUGUCACUGUAACCAGACACCUCCUUCCUCCUCCUCCUCUUCCUCACCUGUCACUCCCCUCCUCGCCCUGCCCCCUCCCUCACUGUAACAAGUCCGUCCUGACGCCGUGGGACGUUUAGAGCCGCUCAGUUAGACUUCAGGCUUCCAACAUGUGAAGGAUUUUCUAUUUCCUGUCUGCACCUGUUGGACCCAUCUAACACCUGAAAUAUCUAAUAAAGUCUCUGUGGCCCCAACUAA